Messenger RNA from Chinchilla lanigera (long-tailed chinchilla), 3789 nucleotides. It is a transcript of the gene Cnot8, whose product is annotated as CCR4-NOT transcription complex, subunit 8. Gene Ontology annotation, cellular component: P-body; CCR4-NOT core complex; CCR4-NOT complex. The record is from RefSeq and is a predicted model, not a curated record. NCBI's taxonomy places the organism in Eukaryota, Metazoa, Chordata, Mammalia, Rodentia, Chinchillidae. The coding region runs from base 1685 to 2560 and encodes 291 amino acids. The transcript has 8 exons. Gene Ontology annotation, molecular function: nucleic acid binding; poly(A)-specific ribonuclease activity.
UUCUCCUGCCUCAGCCUCCCGAGUGCCGGCGUGCGCCACCAUGCCCCGCUGAUCUGGUUCUUAAGGAGCCCCUUUCUAUAACUACUGUUUCUCAAUUUUUAAAACUAUAUUCACUAAACUGAGAAAAUCUGUUCAAACCUUUUUUUUUUUAAUAGGGUGCAGUUCAAAAAACAAUAGGUGUGUUUCCAAAUGUGAACUUUAUCAUUUAAUACAUUCCAGCGACCCUCUCAUUCGUUUGGUACUUCUCUCCCAUUGAGAAUCAGUGAUAUCCACCCUUGCUCUAUUUUGUAAUUGCAUGAGGGCAGCAUUAAAUCCACCGUUUAAAAUUUAUACACUCCAACGCCUUCUGAAAUACAAUCCGCGUCUGGUUUGUAUUUAUCUUGGAUGAAGGGGGCAGGGAAUGCCCCCGUUCUAGCAGAGAGCGGUGGGGACGGAGAGGCUGUUUCCUGUUUGUGUGGGUGCACACCAGGCCCAGGGCUGCAGGAAAAAACAAAGCUCCAAGGAAGGCGAGGCGUGCUCUUCAGUGAGGGGCGCCGGCGGGACGGGCCACCCUCUUCCCAAUCGGCCGGGAGCGGAGAGAGGAGCCAGAGCCGCAAGAACAUGACUCGGGAACUGGUCGUCUUCCUUGGCCCAAAUGCCUCGGCUGAGGGACUUGUUAGUGUCGCAGUGCAGCGAACACACAUUUGACUGUUUCAGAGAGAACAGGCUGCGACAGGCCAGGCCGACACGUCCAUCGAGCGCUGCGCGCGUCUUCCCUGGCGCGGGUGUUUCUUCCACUUACUGUUUUAUCUUCACCCCCUGGGACAGUGCAGUUCGCGUCCCUAGCUUACAGACGAGGCGGGUUCUUCCCCGGCGGCUGGGGCUGGGGGUUCCCCUCGCUGGAGAGAGGCUUUCGGGGAUCCCCUCGGACACUGCCGCUGAGGGCCGGCUCGGGCUCCGGCCCAGGCUCCAGCGGUGGACUCUGGGAAAUGUGUUUAGGGGGCCGGCUCAGGAGUGACUGUUCCUUCCGGGGCGCUCCCGGGGGCAGGCCCUCCGUCCGCACCCCUCCCGGGGGCAAAGGCGGAGUCUUUCGGGCGCUCCGGGCUCGGGACAGGCCUGGCUGACGUCACCCGCCGGCCUGGAGGUGCCGGGCCCCACCUAGCUGCGUGCAGAAAGCAGUCCGUGCGGGGGACGUUCCGCGGCGAGGGCCGAGUCCGCGGCCCGCUUUCGUGCAGAACCGCCGCGCCGCCCCCCACGAGCUCCCCAGGGGGAAGUUAGUUGGACGACCACGCCCUUUCCUCGGCUUUGGGGCUCCUGGGCCACGCCCACCGAGGGGACGACUAGUUCUAGACCACGCCCCCUCCCUGGGCGCGCGGAAGGACGACCAAAAGGGAGUAGCGUUGGUGAUGGAACUGGGCUGCGGAGGUAACCGCGCGGAAGCCUCAGUCCUCCGAGGUGCAUGGUGCUAUCAGACCCAUUUUACAAGCGGCAAACGGAGACACAGAAAGUCACUUGCGCGAGGCUGCACAGUAAGUGGCCAGGCGUCGAACUGAGCGCUGUCCGGUGCAGAGGCCUGUCAUCUUGACAUCGGUGCCUUACAAAGAGGAACUAAGAAAAGAAGUCAGAAAAGUCAGAUAAACUGGUGAUCAGAUUGUGGUUGUACCUUCACAUAGUACCUAAGAGCGACUUCUGAGAUUUCUUCAGGAUGCCUGCAGCACUUGUGGAGAAUAGCCAGGUUAUCUGUGAAGUCUGGGCCAGCAAUCUAGAAGAAGAGAUGAGGAAGAUCCGGGAAAUUGUGCUCAGUUACAGUUACAUCGCCAUGGACACAGAAUUUCCAGGUGUUGUGGUCCGUCCAAUUGGUGAAUUUCGUAGCUCCAUUGAUUAUCAGUAUCAGCUUCUGCGGUGCAAUGUUGACCUUUUAAAAAUUAUCCAGCUGGGCCUUACGUUCACAAAUGAGAAGGGAGAAUAUCCUUCUGGAAUCAACACUUGGCAGUUCAACUUCAAAUUCAACCUUACAGAGGACAUGUACUCCCAGGAUUCCAUAGACCUCCUUGCUAACUCAGGACUGCAGUUUCAGAAGCAUGAAGAGGAAGGCAUUGACACACUGCACUUUGCGGAGCUGCUUAUGACGUCGGGAGUGGUUCUCUGUGACAACGUCAAGUGGCUUUCGUUUCACAGCGGCUAUGAUUUUGGCUACAUGGUAAAGUUGCUUACAGAUUCUCGUUUGCCAGAAGAAGAACAUGAAUUCUUUCAUAUUCUGAACCUUUUCUUCCCAUCCAUUUAUGAUGUGAAAUAUCUGAUGAAGAGUUGCAAAAAUCUUAAGGGAGGUCUUCAGGAAGUUGCCGAUCAGUUGGAUUUGCAGAGAAUUGGAAGGCAACACCAGGCGGGCUCAGACUCGCUGCUGACGGGAAUGGCAUUCUUCAGGAUGAAGGAGCUGUUUUUUGAGGACAGCAUAGAUGAUGCCAAGUACUGCGGGCGGCUCUACGGCCUGGGCACGGGCGUGGCCCAGAAGCAGAAUGAAGACGUGGACUCCGCCCAGGAGAAGAUGAGCAUCCUGGCCAUCAACAACAUGCCGCAGUGACCGCAGCGGCCCUGCCGGGCGGCCGCCCACACGGUGCUUCCUGUCCCCCGCCCACCUCCCCCGAGAGCGCGCUUCGCAGCAGGCCGAGCCGGCCGUCCGGCGCGGCAGGAAGACUUGUGUUUUACCGAAGGCAAAGAUGUCUGUAUUUUAGAUCCAGAAGAGGGGAGUUGGCUCUGAAUUUGUAAGCAGGUCUCCCUGUUCCAUCCCCACCUCUCCUCUCCAGCUGCCUCCUGUCACCAGCAUCCAUACACAGCUCCUUUGACACUAUUUUAAAUAUCCAGGACACAAACGAGUAAAAUGUGUAUAACUCUUACCUGUUGUCAUUCUUUUUCUUUUAAAUUUGUUGUUAAUCUCGGAUAAGAUGAUGAUUCUCAGCGGAAGCUUUCCAGAGGAAAUGGUACAAGGUGGUGUUCUUGGAAGCGGUUGAGAGAUUCUGGGUGUCGGCUCCCACCCCCUUUCGGACCCUUCCUGAAGACGCUGGCUUUCCUCCCACUUUGUUAGUCUUUAUUUACCUAUUACUACAUAGAAAUGAAUUGCCCAGUGCUGAAGCGUAGACAGUUCUACUAACUGUUCCCCCGAUGAACUCUGGGGUGGUAUGAAGUGGGUCACGGGUGCGUCCUGACGUCUGUCCCACUGUGCCACGGAGACUGGCUGUUGUUCGUGCACCACCUGAAGUCAUUUUAAAUUUUCAGAUAAUGAAAUGUCCUGGACUCGAUCUGAAGGAGAUGAGUAAGAUGAGAUUUUGGGGUCUUAAUUAUGUUUUCAGAAACAUGAUUUCAGAUGUCGUUUUCUCCCUCCUCGUCUCCCUUGCUUUUCCUUUCACAGACCCGAGGAGGUCGGAGUGUGGGUUAACGGGAGUACCAGGUUACGCGGCUCUUUAAACUUGUACCCAGGGCAGUAAAGGAAUCUGGCUUAAAGAGAUCUCUUGGAGUAAGUAACAUCCCACCACUGGGGUCGGAAACUCAGGACUUUGAAUUUAGAACUAGUCAUUUUAAAAGUACAGUGUUUUCUUUGAAUGACUGCAGGAUAGACAGAAAAAUAAAAAAAAAACCUCUUGAAUGGCGAAAAUAAAAACUGGUACCUUGCUAAAGUGGAAGGAUAGUCUUUUUAAAAGCUUAUGGAAUAACUCGAUUAAAAAAUGUCAAGUGCUAUAAACUGGUAUUUAAGAUGUUGUAAAUAUUAUUUAUGUUUUUAAUUUUGUAAAAUAAAGAUUUCUUUUUAACCACUGG